Messenger RNA from Coregonus clupeaformis (lake whitefish), 1802 nucleotides. Its product is annotated as cdc42 effector protein 3. The coding region runs from base 444 to 1316 and encodes 290 amino acids. The transcript has 2 exons. NCBI's taxonomy places the organism in Eukaryota, Metazoa, Chordata, Actinopteri, Salmoniformes, Salmonidae. The record is from RefSeq and is a predicted model, not a curated record.
UCCAGAAACAGUUCGCAGUAAGAGGUUUAGCUGUUCUUAUACUAACCAGAGAAUCUGACGCAUUAACCGUGGACACAGCACCGUGAUUAUUCCUUGUGGAAAUAUAGCUAUUCCUCUAUAAGACCUCCAAGACUAGCGUUUUGAUGUCACAUUCCCAAAGCAACUGAGCCCCGUCAGAGAAUCAGCAGACAUAAAGGCAGCCAAAGGAUUCUUCAUCUUCAGAGAGGCUAAAGGAUAAGGAAGAAGGGAGGCUUUGAAGCUGGAACACCCACCACCCUUAUUGAAUAAUGGUGACUUUUUGAGAGUGCGUUGAUCUCAGGUCAAGGCCUACAUGCCACUGUGAUCACCAAGAAGCGGACAAAGGAAAAAAAAAUAAUAAUUAAAAGGAGGUGCAAAUCUCAUCACUGAGAGACGAUCCCCUCACACACUGAAUUCUGGGAAACAUGCCAGCCAAGACGCCCAUGUACUUAAAGACUACCACACCCAAGCGGGGGAAGAAGCUCAAGCUGCGAGAUGACCUGUCCAGUGACAUGAUUAGCCCCCCACUAGGGGACAUGCGCCACAGUGCCCAUGUCGGGCCGGAGGGGGAGGGCGACAUGUUCGGAGACGUGGGCUUUUUGCAGGGCAAGAUGGACAUGUUGCCCGCCCUGAAUUGCUUACCACGCUCCCACAGUAUGGAGAGGCAGCAGGAUGAAGCCUACCCCAUGAACGACAAAGGACCCAACCACUCUUGUAACAACCACCGCAACCCCUACCACCACUCCACCAGCCUGCUGAAGAGCACCAUCUCCAUGCCUGUGUUCAUCGCCCCCGAGCAGGCCCCGCCCAAGCCGCCUCGGCUCCACCUGGAGGACUCGACCCCCCCGUCCCAGCAGCAACAACACCAACUUCAGCCGAACAACCAUAACCACAACCACAACAACCAGCAGCAGCAUCACUCCAUGUCUGUGUGUGACCAGGGUGUCGGCUGCUACAUGGACCCCUGCCACGACCGUAGCUACUCUGCCUCCUUCAGGCACCUGGUGCCCUCCCACGGCUCCUUCUCAGAGGUCUCCUCAGAGGACUCCAUGUCAGAGAGCUUUGGCCCCCUGGACCCUCGGAGGGGGCUGAGCCUGGAUUCAGACGCUGGCCUGAGCAAUGAGGACCUGGGGAGUGAGCGGAGUGAGUCGCCCACCGUGUGCCCUAGGUUCUCUCCCGGUGUCUCCCGCUCAGAGUCCCUGAUGGGCUUGGAUCUGGACCUGGGGCCGUCCAUCCUGGAGGACGUGCUGAGGAUCAUGGACCGCUACAAGAGCGUUGAUGACCGCUGUGAGUUGUGAGCAGAUGGGGGGGGAAAGGGGAUUAGACACUGCUGUGCAAUGAGGUGUCUGGGACACUUUUUUUUUGCCACCCUCCAUAUAGCCUAAUGAUGAUUGGGCUGGUCCAACAAACAGACAGAGACAGAGGAUAGUGCCAGGACUGACAGGCUAAAAAGCCUGGGACUUAAGACGCUGGAACUGUGGGGCUAUGUAAUUUCCAGACUGGAAACACAGCAACUUCAGAACCAACCAUUUGUCUUUUGAUAUUCAGAUUCACAAUGGGGGAGAGACAAUCAUUUCUCCCACCCAAAUGUUGUCUACAUUUUCGCAGACUAUCAUUUUACAUGUUUUUCAGCAUUUAACUAUUGUUAGGGCACAUAAUUCAUACUUUACUAACUCCCUAAGUAAGCUCGGUAGAUUUUUAUUUUACCAUUAUUUAACUAGGCAAGUCAGUUAAGAACAAAUUCUUAUUUACAAUGACGGCCUACACCGGCCAAACCCGGACAA